Molecule: messenger RNA, 3619 nt
Organism: Caenorhabditis auriculariae
Lineage: Eukaryota; Metazoa; Nematoda; Chromadorea; Rhabditida; Rhabditidae
Source: the annotation of a GenBank genome assembly
AUGACCAGUUGCAAGACGAAAAACACGGCUUCUUCUCGUCUUGGAAGUACCAUGAAGUUGAUCUUGCUGGCUGCGGCGCUUCUGGCCGCCUUGGCCGUCGUCUCCGCCGCGCCUCGUCAGGCCGUCAAGGUACCAUUUUUGUUAUUUCUGAUGAUUUUCGACCUUCUUGGAUUAGUUUUUUUUUAAAUCUUUUCUGUGAAAGUCUCACUUCACCUCAGGAAGAACGUGAACUGGAUUUUUUCGAUUUCCCUAGAAGAUUGGGAUCAACUCUUCUUCCAGAGAUCACGGCUUGAAAUUGAGAGAAACCAUAAACUUGAUUAACGAGAUAAGUUUCAAUAAAAAUCUUGAUGCUUGAGAAAUAAUUUAUUUUUCUGGAAUUUUUGGAUCAACUCCUCUUUCUGAGAUCACGGCUAGAAUUUGAGAAAAAUUGAAAAUUUGAUUUCCCAGAGAAGCUUCACUAAAAUCUUCAUGUCUCACUUCAGCCCGAGAAAUAACGAAUGUCUUGAAUUUUUCGAUUUUUUUGAAUAUUUGGAUCAGAUCUUCUUACUGAGAUCACGGCUUGAAAUUGAGAGAAACUAAAAAUUUGAGAGAAUAUUCAGUGAUCUCCUCAGAUCUCACUUCAGCCCCUAAGAAGUUUGACUGAACUUGAAUUUUUCGAUUUUUUUGAAUAUAUGGAUCAGAUCUUCUUUCUGAGAUCACGGCUUGAAAUUGAGAAAAAUUAAAACUUCGAUUUUCCAGGGUAAAGUCAUUAUGUCUCACAUCAGCUUGAGAAAAAAAACGAAAGUCUGAUUUUUUAAAUUACUUCGCUAGCUCUUUUUUUCUCAGCUUAAAGUUCAGAAAUGACCAGAAACCUGAAUUUCGCGAAAAACCUCAGUAAUUUUUUUUUUCUGCGAGUAUAGCUACAGCCUGAAAAAAAAGAAAGUCGGAUGGAACUCUAAAUUUUCCGAUUUUCAUGUAUUAGAGUACGAAUUCAGCUUCAGAAAGGAGAGGAGUCUGAUUUCCACUGGGAUGCCUUCUCAUACCAGAUUCUGAACGAUCGUUUUUUUUUUUCAACUUUCGAACUCCUCCACUUGAUCUUUCGAUUUUGAAACAUCAAAUCGUUUAGGACUCGUCCGUAGCCUCGGCUUCGGCAGAGGUCUCCGAGAGCAACGACUCCCCCAUCAUCGAUGGCGACGACGACGACGACAACGUCAACGCCUUCUUGGCUUCACAGAGCAAUGAUUCUCCACUGGAGGAGGUCGACAACGAGACCGAGGAGUCUGAGGUCGCUGCCGUCCGAGUCAAGAGAGUGAGUCUAGAUUUUUUCUUGUAAAUUUGAGCUUCUCGACUGUUCUAGGGUUGCUCUAGGGCCUGAGAAUUUUUAAGCUCAUUUUUCCCGAACUUCUAGCCUUCUAAGCGGAAAUUUGAGGUUCAGUAAAUGGUUGAGUUUUUUUUUUGCAAAAGAAAUCUUGAACCUAAAACAAGAAGCUGAGAUUACUUAAUUAGCCUUAUUAGUUGUUCUGGCUCAUUAUUAGAACACAAGGGGAAUAUUGAAAUUGCUCCUUUUAAGUAGGGGGCGCAAAGCCCCGCCCCUUCACGCCACCAAAAUGACGAAUUUUUUGUUGCAAAAACGGUUUUGAGGCGUUUAUACUAGCUAAAGUCCCACUUUAAAAAUGAACUGUUUCUGUUAAUCUAUGUAAUCGACAACGCUCUACAAGACUGAAUAUUUUUUUAAACUAUGUAUUUUUUUCAAAAAAAUAAGCGAAAAAAAGUAAGAUUUAACACAAAAAAACUGACAAGUUUCACAAAAAUCGUCGCGUUUCAGAAAAAGCAAGUGAGGAACGCUUCUAAAUUUUAAGUAUGUUAUACAUUAACACUUUCUUUAUUUUUUGAGUAAAAAUAAAAAAAAUCUACCGACGCGAAAAAAAUAUUAAAGCUUGUAAAGUGACACCAAACUUUGAAGCUGAAAUGCGAAAAAAUUUCAGCGAAAUGGUAUACUUUUUAUUUGAUUUAAAAACUAACAGUGUGUCCAAAAAUAAAAAUUCAAAACGAAAAUAAUUAUUGGGACAGCGAAUCAAAUUAUAUUUGAGUUUUACCAAAACCUCCUUUUUUCGCCUGCCUCGUUGACGCAUGAGAGAAUAGGAUCGCGUCUAUAUUUUUUUGAUUAUGUUAUUAAGCGUUCAAAAACUCUAUCAAUGAAAAAAUUAUGAAAAAAAUCGAUCGACGCGAAAAAAAUAACGGCUUUGAAAACCUCGAAAAAAUGGCAAUUUUUUUUGAAAUUUCGGAAGAUUUCGUGCAAGUGUCCGUAGCAGUGUUUGCGUCAAACACACCGAUGCGCCCUUUUAAAUGUCGCAGGAGCCGUUUUUUUCGGAGUCAAAUUGCACUUUUUUUCCUGUUUUUAUUUCGAAAUAACAUUGUUUUUUUCAUUUUUUUUCUUUUUUUUCCAAAUCGAAUGAUAAUAAUUUUUUUCUGCGUAGAAAAAAAGAAAAAAAUAAGCUGAAAAAAAUUCCUUUGACCUUUUUUUCUAGGUAGUUUUUUUGAUAUUUUAUCAAAAAAAUUCUUAUGAGGAUUGUACAAAAAGAUUCAUACCAAAAACAUGAGGCUCAGUUCGGACAACCUCUCAGAACAGAAAAACCGAUUUAAAAAAACGGUCCUGAACCGCGUAAAAACAUUUAAAAAGAAAGCGUGCGGCAGCGGGUAAACCGUGAGAUUUUGCCUCCAGUUGUACGCCGCGCGCGCUCGUUUUUUGGCCAUAACUUUUUUCUUAGUGAAGCUUUUUUCAAAAACUAAACGGAUUAUGAAAAUGGACAGUCUCCUCUAUCGAACAAUGUGAAAAACAUAUUUUUUGAAUCGUUCUGAAGAAAUGGCUUGCGGUCCCUACUUUUAAGCCAUUAUUAUUGGAUCUGGCUUGAAACAAGCAAAAAUUUCCUUUCCGGGGUCUAAGACUAGUAAACUAGAUAAGGAGCUUGGUAAAGCCUAGAAAGUCAUUCCACGGUCCUGACAUGGUCCAGUAAAAAAUUUGAAGCUAAAGUUAAAAUUAACAGUAAGAUCUACAGUACCAAUGCCAAAAUGAAGCCUUUUACCUCAAUUUCUAGGGACCUUGUAGAUGGAAAGCCAAACGUAACUUUAAAACUUGUUCUGAAGUCAUAUCUUGACGCCAGACUGACCAAUCUAUCCAGAACCUUGCUCAGGCUUCAAAUCGAACUUUAAGCUCUUUUUGAAAAUGUUUUCCUCAUUUCAACGUUCAAGCGCUACCAAGAGAUCUAGAUAGGCCCUGGAUAGAAACUCCUCGAAUUUUUUCCAGGCCGCCGGUCGACGACGCCGCCUCGCCCGCAAACACCGCAAAAGACGUCAUCAGCGUCAACGUCGCACGCAACUGAAGCACCGCCUGCGUCGCGUCCGCCAGCAGCGAACGAAGCGAGUCCAGCGACAGAAGCAGGCCCGCGUCGCCCGCCAGAACUUGGAGGCGGCUCAACGCGCCGCCGUCGCCCAGAAGGCCGCCGCCGACGCCGAGCACGCCGCCUUCGAACGCGGCGUCCUCGACAAGGUCCAGGAGCACCUCAACAGACACGCCUCGCGAAACGGCGCCGCCCCCGCCGAAGCCAGACACGCUGAAGCUGACAACCUCGUCGUCGCCUGA